AUGUCUAAUGAUGCAGCACCGAGCGGCACGGUACCCCGGAAGCGGAGCCUUGACGUCCCACCAAGCAGCAAUAAUACGAGGCAACGACUGGUCAAAGUUACGAGAGCCUGCGAUGUAUGCAAGGCGAGGAAGUCAAAGUGCUCCGGCGACCAGCCGUGCGAGACCUGUACCCGCCGGGGGUUGACAUGCCAGUACGAAGCCGCCUACUCGCGAGGCAAAGUAGUCUCCCCACGCCCAGUUCACCCAGCAGCUGUGAAUGCUCAGCAGCCCGCGUCGGCGCCAGUCUAUCCUCAUGCUAUACUCAGUGUCGCACCAACUAUGAAUGUCGUUGGUGAGGAGACGGAACCUCCUUCGCGGGCUUCUCCUGGGCUCGAGGUAGCUGGCCAGUACUCCGACUCAACAUCUGGUCUUUCAUUCUUGAAUCGCGCGUGGCGGCGUAUCUCCAAUAAGGAAACUAGCCUAGUAAAUGGGCUGGGGUCCACAGAAGACCGUCAGUUGCUGAUGAGCGCGGGUGACAAGCCGUUCCUAGAGACUGGAGAAGUGCAAAUGCCUUCGUUAGAUCGCAGUCGUCAGCUUCUCCAUUUGUACUUCGACGUGUGUAUUGCGACCUAUCGGCUAUUACAUAGACCUACUGUCGAAGCGUGGUUGGAGACUGUGUCUGAUAACGCAAAACAGCACCGAGCCCUGUUUCAUGGUCUUGGUCGCGCCAAGACUUCGGCAGUGUUGUCAGUGUUGGCGAUCGCAUCAUUCCAUGAAGAGAAGGCAAGUGGAGAGAUUGGUCUAUCACCAGUGACCCAACCCGACAUGCAGUUGCAGAGCGACAUGCUGUUUAUAGAAGCUUCACGUUUGACCCAAGCCGAGACUGGUAUCCCAAAGCUUGAGUCAGCACAAUCCAGGCUUAUACAGGUCUUGUAUCUUCUCAUGUCAUGUCGUUUCAACCAGGCAUGGUAUACGUUUGGGCACGCUUUGCAGAUUAUUUCUGCUUUGGGGUUGCAUCGAAGAGACGAUCGCAAACGACAAGCAACCGCCACCAGACGGGAUUACAUCGACGAACAGUGCAGAAAACGCACGUUCUGGGUAGCCUACACCCUAGACAAGUACCUUGGCGUUAUUUUCGGCAGGCCCAGGCACUAUCACGAUGAAGAUAUCGACCAAGAUUUCCCCACCGCUGUCAACGACGAAGAUAUGACUAGUACAGGUCCAAAAUCUACAAGCACAGAUGACUGCCAUAUAGAGUCGCUGGUGUAUCAUGCCCGACUAGCACAAAUUGCCGAGAAGAUAUCGCGAGAAGUCUAUUCCAUCAAACCAGUGCCAGAUCAGAUUCGACUUGCAGCCUCUCAUCGCUUAGCCGCAGAGCUACGCCAGUGGAAAGCAUCGCUACCACCAUUCCUUGGUGCUGUCAAUCCUAGUAGCCUAAUCCCAACUUUCCGGCGACAGGCAACGGCACUCAAGCUCUCUUAUUGCCAUGCUGUCAUCCUAGCGCAUCGGCCGUUUCUCCUGAAGAACACUAGACGCGGCAAUACUGAGAUGCAUAUCCUCGCGAAAGACAGCCUUGCAGAGUGUCUUACAGCUGCACGAUCAGUAUUGGAAGCAGUAGACCGUAUGGCGCGAGAGGGCCGUUUGUUUCACGCAUUCUGGUGGACUCACUAUGUAUGCUUCUGUGCUUUGGUAGUAGUGUAUGUAUGGGCUAUUCAACAGAGCACCCACAACACAGCCUCGGCGGAAGACACCCGCAGAAUUUUCGAUCAAGCUGAGAGCUGUAUGCAACAUCUUGCCCAGGCAACUGCCUCAAAUUCGCCCUCACGACGCUAUAGCAUCAUCCUGCAGGAACUCCGUACAGAGGCAAAGCGGAAAACAGCAAGGUCACGUCAAGAGCAGGCACAUUCAUCGUCAAACACCGGUGAGACUGGAGCUUCUGUAUCGUUAGGUGGCGAAACGACACGAGACAUUUCCGAUUCUGCUUUGGAAGCCUUGCGGCCGAUCUUUGGUAGCAGCCCAAUGGACGUGACUACACCAGGACUGCAAACCUUCCUGGACGAUUGGCAAACGACCGACUGGCUUGAUCUUGAUGCAUCCGCAUUUGGCCCUUUUCCCGAGAUAGAUGACUUGGAGAUCGCCUGGAUGAACGACGUAUCUUAA
Messenger RNA from Alternaria arborescens, 2139 nucleotides. RefSeq lists its product as hypothetical. Gene Ontology annotation, biological process: positive regulation of transcription by RNA polymerase II; DNA-templated transcription. Bases 1 to 2139 code for a protein of 712 amino acids. The transcript has 4 exons. Gene Ontology annotation, cellular component: nucleus. Gene Ontology annotation, molecular function: sequence-specific DNA binding; zinc ion binding; DNA-binding transcription factor activity, RNA polymerase II-specific. The record is from RefSeq and is a predicted model, not a curated record. NCBI's taxonomy places the organism in Eukaryota, Fungi, Ascomycota, Dothideomycetes, Pleosporales, Pleosporaceae.